AUGGAAACUGUGCAGCAGAUCAUCUCUGCCGGCGCUAACAUCGUGGAGGCAGCGGAUCUGAGCAGCAACCUGUUACGGCUCCGGGCGAGCUUUCCAAAGGCUCACAUCCUCAUCGAUCGCGCUGAGUGGGGCAGGUUCAGAGAUGUGAACCUGGCGGUGCUGCUCUCGCAGCUCAAGGACGCCACCUACGACGCUGAAGAUCUUCUGUUUGAGCUGGAUGACCACCUGCUGCAGCACAAGAGGGACGACACCAACAGAAGCAGCACAGGUCAACUCUUGGCUUUCCUAUUCAACAGUAUAAGAGUUUUGAUCAGCCGCAGCAAAGCAAGAGUAGAGGAUGCCCAAAGUAAUCUCGACAAGGUCGUCGGUGAGAUGGAGGGAGCACUCAAUUUUAUGGGUCUUAAUGUCGAGCCGAUGCAGCUGGGCAAGGCGCCACGCAUGCCAGAGACAAGUUCAGUGCUCAGCGAUCCCCUGGUGUUUGGACGUGAAGAAGAACAGGGCCGGGUGAUCAGUUUGAUGGGCGUACCACCCACCAUCCUGAGAUCAUCUGCCAAGAGAUUGAGAGGAGAGAGUAGCAGAGCCGAACAUCCUGUGAUGGUGGAGCAAGUUGUUACCCCUACUGUGUUGCCAAUAGUUGGCAUAGGCGGGGUCGGUAAAACUACGCUUGCUCAGCUAGUCUACAAUAACCCAAGAGUGAAAGCUCACUUUGACCUGAGAAUGUGGGUUUGUGUAUCAGACCUCUUCGACAUAAAAAGGGUCACCAAAGAAAUUCUGGAGCACACCUCUGCUGAAGCACUGGAUUCACUAGCAAGCUUGAAUACUCUUCAGGUCGAACUCAGCAAACAGCUGACAGAGGAGAAAUUUCUUCUUGUUCUCGAUGAUGUAUGGCCCAGUGCCAAUGAGGAAUGGCCAAGAUUCUCAGCGCCGCUGAGGCAUGGACGUCAAGGCAGCAUGGUCCUAGUGACAACUAGAUCUCUAACGGUUGCCGACCUUGUUGCCACCACUGAGCCCGCAUCUGCUGUUGAACUGCAAGGCCUGCCUACUGAUAUAUACUGGGACUUCUUCAUCAAGUGCUCAUUCGGUAAAGACUGUCCUCAGUUGUAUCCUCAGCUGCAAGAAAUUGGCCGUUCCAUUGUCUCUAGGUUGUGCGGGUCUCCUCUAGCUGCCAAAACUCUUGGGCGUUUGUUGAAUGCAGAGCUGUCAGAGCGACAUUGGAGGAGUAUCCAGAACAGCGAACUGUGGGAGCUAGCACAUCAAGAUAAUGAGAUAUUACCGGCCCUUCGUCUGAGCUACUUGUACCUCCCGCAGAAACUUAAAAGAUGCUUUGCAUUAUGCUGUAUGUUUCCCAAGGAUUAUAGCUUCGAAAGAGAUGAGAUAAUUGACCUUUGGGCAUCACACGGCUUUGUUGCACCAGCAGGUAGCAUGCGCCUUGAAGACGUUGGGAGUAGAUAUUUGGAUGAUCUAAGUAGCUGGUUUCUACUUCAAGCUGAUCACAGGUUCCCUGGGCUAAGUAGAUAUGUAAUGCAUGACUUGAUCCAUGACAUGGCACAGUCUGUUUCAGUGGGUGAGUGCUUCUUGCUGCAAGGUCUGAGAAGAAUGCCACAAACAGUUCGACAUAUGUCAGUUGACGUGGGUGAUGCAACUCUAAGUAAAAUGCCAACAAGCCACGAAAAUCUGAACAAAUUGCGUUCUCUAAGGUUCGGAACCAAAUUUGAGGUUGAGAUCUCAUGGUUUAAUCAGCUCUCCAACAUCCUCUUUUUGAGCCUGAAAGGCUGCAAGCUGGUAAAGCUACCUGAGAGCCUUUGUGUCCUGAAUCGUCUUCGCUACCUUGAUAUAUCUCAUAGUAGCAUUCAAGAAUUCCCUGAAAAGUUCUGGUGCCUUUACAACCUACAAGUAGUUGAUGCCAGUCGUACAAGGUUGCAAACAAUUCAUGAGGGAGUAACAAAGCUAGUCAACUUGCGCCGUCUGGCACUGCCAGUGAAGUCCUCCCAUGAGUUAUCUAAGAUAAGUGGAAUUGGGAGUCUGUCUUGUCUGAGGAACUUGAGCUAUUUUAGGGUCGGAAAGGUGAGCGGCCGCAAAAUCGGUGAGCUGAAGGGCAUGAACCAGCUCAGUGGGAUGCUAUCUAUCAGAAAUAUUGGUAGAGUUCAGAGUAUGGCAGAAGCUACGGAGGCUAGCCUUGUCGACAAGCAAUACCUCGAGGAGUUGGUACUGGAGUGGCGAGUGCAGACAUGCGGCUGGAGGAUGGUUGAAAACGAAGUUUUUGAAGGCCUGCAUCCUCCUUCAAGAAUUGAGCGACUUAGAGUCGAAUGCUUUGGGGGCGAUGUUGCGCCAAGCUGGUUUAAACCUGAAAGCCUACCAAAUGUGAGAAAUCUGCAUCUUUCACGGUGUCGCUCACUCAGGUAUUUGUUGAUCCGCUUUCCAUCCCUUGAUCAGCUGGUGCUAUGGGAGGUUGGCAUCGAAGAACUCACAGCUCUUGCCGACGGUGUUGCCACGGAGGCAAGCAGCAAUGGUGGCCAUUCCCCACUUCCAAGCCUAGCUAGCUUAAGACUUUUUAGCUGUCGUAAGCUGACAAAUCUUGACCACUUCUUGCGCCCGCAGUAUCUGCCAUUCAUCAAAUCGAUCGAGAUUGUGUGGUGUACAAGUCUACUGUCGAUGCCAGUCUCUAGUUUUGAGGGUUUUGUUUGUCUCCAAGAUCUCAAGAUCCAUUCCUGCUGGAAGUUGGUGUGCCCAAGCGAAGCAAUUGUUUUGCCUCCUUCACUCCAACGACUUUCCAUUUGCUACUGCGGCGAACUUGACAAGUCAUUUCGACCGGCCUGCUUAGAGAACCUUGCCUCUCUAAUCCUUGUGCAAUUGGAAGGCUGUCACAACGUGGAGGUCGUUGCACUGAACUGCAUCAGCACAAGCGUCAGAUGCCUGGUCCUUCGUCACUGUUCCGAGUUAGCAUCCAUUGGAGGAUCACAAGCUGCUCUUUCAUCCAUACAGCAUGUUGACAUAUCUGACUGCCCUAAGCUUGUUGAGGUGCAACAACCGUUGUUAAAUCAGGGAUUGUCGAUGCCUAGGGACAAGGAACUGCAUACAUUUCUCCAAUAUACCUGGUAG
This is a messenger RNA of Lolium perenne, 3099 nucleotides long. RefSeq names its product disease resistance protein RGA2-like. Gene Ontology annotation, molecular function: ADP binding. NCBI's taxonomy places the organism in Eukaryota, Viridiplantae, Streptophyta, Magnoliopsida, Poales, Poaceae. The record is from RefSeq and is a predicted model, not a curated record.